AUCACCGCUUAUGGUUGGGCCGGUCAUUUAAGGAUUUCGACAUGAACAUGAAAAUUUUGGCAGCGCCGUGAACGAUGGUAGGGCGUAACUUGUACCGCAAUAUUGGCUAUAUAUAUUCUCCAUCAGCCGUGUAUCGAAUCAGUCCAGUGAGCCAUCUCAACUCAGAUCAUUUGUUUUUGAGGGAGAGCCACGAAACUACAUCAAUCAUGAAGCUGAUCAUUGCCUUCGCCGCUGUCGUCGCUGUCGCUCUUGCACUUCCGCUUAGCCCUAAUUAUCAAAUCAACCAACCUGUGGUAGUAAAGGAAACACCUCUGGAUAACAUCGGCAUUGAUGGAUACCAAUUCGGCUACGAACUCUCCAACGGCCAGGCCCACCAGGAGUCCGCCCAGCUGGUGAAUGUCGGUCACGAGAACGAGAGCAUCGCCGUUCGCGGUAGCUACACCUAUGUCGACCCGGAGACCAACGUUCGAUACACCGUCAACUACAUCGCCGACGAGAACGGAUUCCGCCCCGAGGGCGCGCAUCUGCCAGCCGUCUAAACCCUAGCUAGAAAUAGCUGUAAAUAAUAGCGCAUCUCCUAUUCAAACUUUUUUCAAUUGUUUAAAUAUGCCUGCGCCUGCAGGAAGUCGAUGUCUGUCCUUCGAUUUCUCGAUCACAACAAUCCCAUGACACAAACUUAGCUUUAAAUAAAUUCAUUUUUGCAUUA
Molecule: messenger RNA, 706 nt
Organism: Linepithema humile (Argentine ant)
Lineage: Eukaryota; Metazoa; Arthropoda; Insecta; Hymenoptera; Formicidae
Product: flexible cuticle protein 12
Cellular component (GO): chitin-based extracellular matrix
Molecular function (GO): structural constituent of chitin-based larval cuticle
Source: RefSeq, a predicted model, not a curated record